GCUUCCUCUCUCCCCCUCCCUCUCUUAGUUUCUCCCUCCUUCCCUCUUCCUUCCUCCCUCCUCCCUUAUUCUGUCUUAAACCCACACCCUUGUGCAGACCUAGAUGUGCAGACACCCGAAGACACUCACAGCCUUGUCUACCUCCAUCUCUUUCCAUCCCUGCCCCGGCAGAUAAGAGCACACUACUGUGUGUAUCAAAGCAACAAUGUCUGACAAACCUGACCUGACCGAGAUCGCCUGUUUCGACAAGACCAAACUGAAGAAGACUGAGACGAAAGAGAAGAACCCCCUGCCAACCAAAGAGACUAUUGAACAGGAAAGGAAAGGGGAUGCCACGCCUUAAUGUGACUUGGUGAAGAAGAGGAGAAGAAGAGGAGAGGAAAACCGGAGAGGAGACAGUGAUGCCACCAACAAAAUCACUUUGUUUUGUCUGCCUGUCAGUAUUCUACUUUAAGUCACUUUGUGUUGUAUAACAGGGGCCCCAGUAGGACCCCAGGAGAUGCAGUAGUGGAGGAGGGUACAUGGGAUGCAUUCCAAAUGGCACCUUAUUCCCUAUAUAGUGCAAUACUUUUGACCUGGUCCACUAUAUAGGGAAUAUGGUGCCAUUUGAGACACAGCAUGCCAUCUUCACAGGGGUCUAUCUUUCAUUAGGAGAAUAGAGUUGUAACAUGGCUGCCAGGAUGGUUCUGUUUUAAAUAACAAGUAUUGGGCCAGAAACCCUCUACCCUCUAGACUUCACCCCUUUACUCCCUAACCCCUACACCCUAGCCUUUACUCCCUUACUCCCUAGCCUCUAACCCCCCUACUCCCUAGCCCCUACACCCUAGCCUCUAACCCCCCUACUCACUAGCCCCUACACCCUAGCCUCUAACCCCCCUACUCCCUAGCCCCUACACCCUAGCCUCUAACCCCCCUACUCCCUAGCCCCUACACCCUAGCCUUUACUCCCUUACUCCCUAGCCCCUACACCCUAGCCUCUAACCCCCUACUCCCUAGCCCCUACACCCUAGCCUUUACUCCCUUACUCCCUAGCCCCUACACCCUAGCCUCUAACCCCCCUACUCCCUAGCCCCUACACCGUAGCCUCUAACCCCCUUACUCCCUAGUCCCUACACCCUAGCCUCUAACCCCCUUACUUCCUAGCCCCUAUACCCUAGCCUCUAACCCCCUUACUUCCUAGCCCUUACACCCUAGCCUCUAACCCCGCUACUCCCUAGCCCCUAUACCCUAGCCUCUAACCCCCUUACUCCCUAGCCUCUAACCCCCCUACACCCUAGCCCCUAUACCCUAGCCUCUAACCCCCUUACUCCCUAGCCUUAUUUCCUAUUGUAUACCCAUCCAAACCACUCAGAAGUACCAAACGUAGGGGCUAAGGGCUAGGGGUUUGUUUCUUAAUCAGUCAGUUUUGUUGUUGAACACCAAACCAAGUCAGGCAUCCAGGCUAAGAGAGGAAGGUGGGGGGAUUAUUGAGGUGUUUUCAUAUUUCACUUUAUACUUUUCUUUAUGAAAUAAAGACAAAAUGGUAUAAUACAAAA
Messenger RNA from Salvelinus fontinalis (brook trout), 1535 nucleotides. RefSeq names its product thymosin beta-like. Gene Ontology annotation, biological process: regulation of cell migration; actin filament organization. The coding region runs from base 206 to 343 and encodes 45 amino acids. Gene Ontology annotation, cellular component: cytoplasm. NCBI's taxonomy places the organism in Eukaryota, Metazoa, Chordata, Actinopteri, Salmoniformes, Salmonidae. Gene Ontology annotation, molecular function: actin monomer binding. The transcript is spliced from 3 exons. The record is from RefSeq and is a predicted model, not a curated record.